Molecule: messenger RNA, 5706 nt
Organism: Photinus pyralis (common eastern firefly)
Lineage: Eukaryota; Metazoa; Arthropoda; Insecta; Coleoptera; Lampyridae
Product: ATP-binding cassette sub-family A member 3-like
Exons: 18
Coding region: 16-5259 (1747 amino acids)
Biological process (GO): lipid transport; transmembrane transport
Cellular component (GO): intracellular membrane-bounded organelle; membrane
Molecular function (GO): ATP hydrolysis activity; lipid carrier activity; ABC-type transporter activity
Source: RefSeq, a predicted model, not a curated record
CUACAUGUAAAUAUUAUGGUGCGUAAGGGUGUAAUCUGUUGUACGGGGUGUGACACCUGUUUCGAGUGUGUUCAAAAACACUUACAGUUUCGAUCUCGGUUUCGAUCGUACCAGGAAAGACGUACAUCGAUUAAAGAAGGAAAGAUGAGCAGGAGGAUAGACAAAUUCUUCUUGUUGAUGUGGAAGAAUUUCUUAUUACAAUGGCGACAUCCUCGACAGACGAUAGUGGAAAUAAUGGCUCCAGUACUCUUCUGCUCUCUUUUGGUUGUAGUCAGAAGUCUGGUACAUCCCGAACCGCAUCCCGCCAGGUUCUACUCGAGCUUUCGAAAUGCCAUGCCAAUACUGACCAAUGCCACAACGAUAAACUCGAUCGCCUGGUCGCCAGACAAUCCGCGUUUGCGCAAGAUAAUGGAAGGUGCCGUUAAAGCAAUUUGUAAAGAUGAAGAUCCGCCGUGCUUUCUGUCGCUUCGGUCGUUUCCAAAUAGUUCAUCUUUACAAACAUACUUGAGCAACGAUCUUAAUCUGGUUGUCACUCUGGCUGGAGUGCAGUUUAGAGAUUCCUUAAGCGGAGAUGUAGAGCUGCCUGCUAAAGUAGACGUCACACUCAGAUUUCCAGGUGAACUGCGCUCGGGCAUCUCCUUGGGAGCCAAAGGAUUUGGUCAAUACAUGUGGAAGACGAAUCUGUUAUUUCCUUUGUAUCAAAUUGCGGGACCUCGCGGUUGGGACAUGAACGAGGGAGCCGAACCAAGCUACUACUAUGAAGGUUUCUUAAAAUUACAACAAGAACUUUCGUACGCCAUUAUAAAACAUUUCAAGGGCAAUUUCGACCGUUCAUCGGUGCCGGUGUCCAUGCAAAGGUUUCCUUACCCGAGAUGGAUACACGAUAUGCUGUUAACCGCUCUGCAGACGUUUAUUGGGUUGAUUAUUAUGCUGAGCUUUGUCUACACCUGCAUUAGCACGGUGAAGAUAAUAACGACUGAAAAAGAAAAACAACUGAAGGAGGCGAUGAAAAUUAUGGGUUUACCAAACUGGUUGCAUUGGACUGCUUGGUUUGUGAAAACAUUCUUCAUUAUGCUAGUCACGGUGAUACUAAUGGUGAUACUUAUGACUGCUAAAUGGUAUCCUGGGAGAAAUUACACGGUGUUCUCACAGUCGAAUCCACUUGUGAUAUUUGUAUUCCUGCUGUUUUUUAUAUGCGCAACUAUUACGUUUUGCUUUGCCAUUAGCGUAUUUUUUUCACGAGCAAACACUGCGGCCACGAUUGCAGGCAUGGCAUGGUUUUUAUCCUACUUUCCCUACACGUUUUUGGCAGACAGAUACGCUAGGAUGACGCUGACUGAAAAAUUGAUAACGUGCCUCUGUUCUAAUUCGGCGAUGGCAUACGGAUUCCAGUUGGUAAUCAUGUUCGAAGGCGUCGGUGAGGGUUUACAAUGGCACAACAUAUGGAAAACAUCAACUCCUGACGACAACCUCACUUUGGGUUAUCUUAUGUUGAUGUUAUCGGUUGACUGCGUUCUUUACCUCUUAAUCGCCUUGUAUGUAGAAGCCGUAUUUCCGGGCGAAUACGGUGUUCCAAAACCGUGGUACUUUUUUGUUACGCGAUCUUUCUGGUGUGGACCACGAGCGACCAAAGUUGAAGAUUUCCGAAAAACGCCUUUAGAAAGUUCAUUCUACGAAAAGGAGCCUACUCACCUUCGCGUCGGUAUCAAAAUUGAGCGAUUGCGGAAAGAAUACAAGCAAAAAAGAGUUGCCGUCCGAGAUCUCUCGCUUAAUAUGUAUCGAGACCAAAUUACAGUAUUAUUAGGGCAUAACGGUGCCGGUAAAACCACCACAAUGUCUAUGCUCACUGGAAUGAUACCACCCACUCGUGGAACUGCCUUCGUCGAUGGUCACGACAUCACCAAGGAUAUGACAAGCGUUCGAAGUAGUCUCGGUUUAUGUCCUCAGCACAACAUACUUUUUGACGAACUAACCGUUGAAGAGCAUAUCUACUUCUACACUCGACUUAAGGGUAUGGAUAAAUCAGAAAUUAAGGCCGAAAUCGAAAAGUACGUGGAAAUGCUGGAACUUCAACCGAAGAAACAUGCACGAUCGGAUACCCUGUCGGGUGGAAUGAAACGGAAAUUAUCGGUCGGCGUCGCGCUGUGCGGCCGUUCCAGCGUUGUAAUGUUCGAUGAACCAACGGCAGGUAUGGAUCCGGCGGCCAGACGAGCCCUGUGGGAUUUGCUGCAAGUUCAGAAAAAGGGACGUACCAUUUUGCUUACGACGCAUUUCAUGGACGAGGCCGACUUGUUGGGCGACCGAAUCGCCAUUAUGGCGGGAGGCAAGUUGCAAUGUUGCGGUUCGAGUUUUUUCCUGAAGAAGAAGUACGGAGCCGGUUAUCAUCUAAUCAUGGAAAAAAUGCCAACGUGUGAAAUCAGAAAUGUUACGAAUGUACUACAGAAGUAUAUGCCUCAGAUACAGGUGGAAAGCUGCAUAGGAUCAGAAUUGAGGUACAUACUAGCUGAGGAGCAAUCGACUAUAUUUGAAAAGAUGUUUAGUGACCUCGAAACAAACAGCGGGCGCUUAGGUCUUCAAAGUUAUGGUAUAUCCCUCACGACUUUGGAAGAAGUUUUCAUGAAAAUUGGAGCUGAUCAUGCGCAAGAAGAAAGUAGCGAGACUGACGGAUUAGAUGUAAUAAGUCACAGCUGCAAUGGCAAUUCUAUUCCUGAUAACCCUCAUAAAAACAACAACAUAAGCCCUACAGUCAUAUUCAAUGGUCAUCAGAAUGGGGAUCAUCACGUACGAAUUCAAACGCAUGCAGACGUACUGAAGGGGUGGGCGUUACGUGUCAAUCAAGUGAAGGCGAUGCUCCUUAAACGUUACCUAUCAAUUCUGCGCACCUGGGUCCUGUUCGUGAUACAAAACUUCGUCCCCGUACUAUUUUUGGUCCUAGCUAUUGUGGUCGUCCGCGGUGCGCAGGUAUUUCGCGAUUUACCCAAUUUGAAAAUCCAACUUGAAUCCUAUGGGCGAUCGGUAACCGUUUUAAAUCACAGCGAAUCGAAUCCGUAUGCAGAAAAAUACAAGGAAUUUUUGCAACACAGACUCAAGCAUGUUACAGACUUGGGAGGUGACGACUUAUCGUCUUACAUGUUUAAUGAGACUAUCGACAGCAAUACCGCUGUAAGACUACGUCACAUAGCCGGAGCUACGUUUAGGAAGGACAAUUCGAUAACUGCAUGGUUUAACAACGAACCGUACCAUUCACCACCGUUAGCUCUGCAACUGGUGAUGAACUCGAUUCUCCACAAAGAAGUCGGUAAUAACCACUACAUACAGUUUUACAACCAUCCUUUAGAAUUUACAAUAAACACCAAGCUAAUGGAUUUAGGCAGGGGUCGAAAUAUGGGUUUUCAAAUCGCUUUCAACAUUGGAUUCAGUAUGGCUUUCGUAUCCUCAUUCUAUGUGAUGUUUUACGUACGCGAACGGGUCUGUAAAGCGAAACAUUUGCAGUUUGUUUCCGGAGUUAACGUGCUUUCAUUUUGGGGCCCUUCGUUUCUGUGUGAUUUGAUUACUUUCAUAUUUACAUCUGUAUGUGUAAUUUUAACUUUGCUGAUAUUUCAAGAGGAGGGAUUUAGUACAGCCGCGGAACUAGGCCGCACUUUCUCAAUACUUCUGUACUUUGGAUUUUCUAUGCUCCCCAUGAUGUACUUGGCGUCGUACCUAUUUGAUAUUCCCUCAACGGGAUAUACCCGUAUGACACUCGUCAAUAUUUUCACCGGAGUUGCUGGGUUCCUUGUGGUACAGGUACUUGGAUCUCCAGGGUUGGAUUUAGAACACAUAGCAGAAAUUCUUCAUUGGCUCUUUCUCAUCAUACCUCAUUAUUCACUGAGCACCGGAAUUCGAGAUAUUAACGUGCUGUACUCCACUCAUCAGUUAUGCAACAGCAUUUUGGAGAGAUGUAUCAACUUCGAUCUGCCUGGAAUGCCACGCCUUUCACCGGCACUGUGUAAAGAAAGACUGUGUGCGUCCCAACCAAAGUGUUGCUCAACUCCUACAAAUUACUACGCGUGGGAAGCUCCCGGAAUUGGAAGGAACGUCAUUUUCUCCACCCUGGUAGGUUUAUUUUUAAUAGCGAUCCUCCUGUUAAUUGAAUACCGAAUACUGGAACGGUUACGAUAUGCCCUACAAGGCAAGAAGGUGCGCUCAAAUCCUCCGCCAAUUGAAAAUGAGGACAGUGACGUAAUAACCGAAAAAGAAAAAAUUCAAAAUAUGUCGGCAGAGGAGAUUAAAGAACACAGCUUAGUUUUGAAAGACGUGACAAAGUAUUACAAGAACUUUCUGGCUGUCAAUAGGAUCUGUUUGUCGGUGAAUAGGUACGAAUGCUUCGGUUUGCUCGGCGUGAAUGGCGCCGGUAAAACGUCCACGUUUAAAAUGAUGACCGGCGACGUGAAAAUUUCCGAAGGUGACGCGUGGGUAAACGGUUUAAGCUUGAAAUCGAAAAUGAAAGAAAUCCAUCAGAUGAUCGGAUACUGUCCGCAGUUCGACGCACUUCUCGACGAUCUGACCUGCAAGGAGACUUUGAUCAUCUUCAGCUUGCUGCGCGGAUUUACGAUGAGCGAUAGCGAACUGAUCGCGCAAAAGCUCGCUGAAGAUUUCGAUUUCACGCGGCAUUUGCGUAAGAAGGUUAAGCAGCUAAGCGGCGGGAACAAGAGGAAAUUAAGUACUGCGGUUGCGAUGAUAGGUAAUCCGCUUGUUUUGUAUCUGGAUGAACCGACAACCGGUAUGGAUCCCGCAACGAAACGAUACUUAUGGAACGCUUUGUGCAAAGUGAGAGACCAGGGCACGUGCAUUGUACUUACUUCUCACAGCAUGGAUGAAUGUGAAGCUUUGUGUACGCGAUUGGCGAUUAUGGUGAACGGUUCCUUUAUGUGCUUGGGUUCAACUCAGCACCUCAAAAGUAAAUUUUCGGAGGGCUACACACUUAUUGUAAAAGUCAAAAAAAUGAGUAACUCAGAGUCUGAAGAACUCCAAAAAUCCGAUACAGAUCCCAUCGAGGAGUUUGUCAUGGAAAAUUUCCGAAGCGCGAUUAUUCGCGAAAAGCACCAAGAACUACUCACAUUUUACAUAUGCGACAAAUCUUUGCCAUGGUCAAAGAUGUUUGGUAUUAUGGAGAGGGGUAAACAGACAUUAAAUAUUGAAGACUAUUCUCUAGGUCAAUCCAGUUUGGAACAGGUAUUCUUGACCUUUACAAAACAUCAACGUGAAGAAGAGAGUUAACGAAUGGUCCAACUUUAUUAUCAUGAAUAUUAUGGCUAUCUCGAAACAUACAUAUUCCAAGUUCCAACUAACUUUUUAAGAUUCAACACAAAAUGUAAAUCUUCAGUAGAUGACGACAGUGAAAUCAUCCCUUUUAAAGUUAUUUUACUUUUGUUUGAUGGUUGAUUAAAUAUUCUGAAAUGUGCCAUUUUACGGCAAACAAUGUGAUAAUAGAUUUCUAGUUAACAAUCAUAUUAUAAUUCUAUAUUAUUGUAUCAAGAUACAUAGCCGUGAUUGCAAUUUUUGUCAUUUUUAAAACGAGAUAGAUAAAUGAAAAAGUGCCUCUCAAUCAAGUAUUUUUAUAAAUAACUUUUAUAUAAUUACCUAAGUAUUUACUUUACCAUUUAUUGUCACAAAACUUCUCUUAUCUAGUCACGAGGUGUGCAGCAUUAUAUAAGAUAUAUAGGA